Molecule: messenger RNA, 1734 nt
Organism: Magnolia sinica
Lineage: Eukaryota; Viridiplantae; Streptophyta; Magnoliopsida; Magnoliales; Magnoliaceae
Exons: 11
Coding region: 296-1609 (437 amino acids)
Biological process (GO): RNA (guanine-N7)-methylation
Cellular component (GO): cytosol; nucleus; tRNA methyltransferase complex
Molecular function (GO): protein binding; tRNA (guanine(46)-N7)-methyltransferase activity
Source: RefSeq, a predicted model, not a curated record
AAGUGGGUGUAUACCCGAUCCAUUCCCCUCACAGAAAGAAAGCUAACUUCUUACUCCCGAUUCGGCUUCAUACUUCAGAAGAGGACGCGGGCUUCAAAUUUAAGAAACCCUAGCUUCCUCCUGCUAGAAACCCUCCUCCAUUCUCAUUCUCCAAACCCACGUGCAUCUCUCUCUCUCUCUCUCUCUCUUCACUGUCCAUCUGGUGGGCCGUACGCUCGAUCGGUCACAGUUCAGGAGAGCAUAAAGAACUUACAGGCAUCCAAACGGCCCAUAGUGAAACAGAAGAGAAGAAGCAAUGAAAAUGGAUGUAGAAGAAGAAGAAGAAGGGGAGAAGAGCAGCGUACAAGCAGAGGUUGCACCUGCCCUAAUUGCAGUUCAUCCUCUCGAGAAAUCUGUUGUCGUUGCAGCUGGCUCUCAACUCCGCGCCUUUGAUCUUCAAGGUGAUUGCUCUAUUUCAUUGCUGGAUGAUUCUGGUGGGCAUUCUCAUACAGAUCCAAUAAGAGCAAUUUGCUUUGCUGCAAAAGGAAGGCUUUUUGCAUCUGCUGGUGAUGAUAAACUCGUGAAGAUUUGGAAUACAAACUCUUGGCAUUGCAUACAAACAGUGUGCUCUGAGAAGAGAGUGAGUGCAGUUGCUAUAAGCCAUGAUGGUUUGUUUCUCACUUUUGCUGAUAAGUUUGGAGCUGUUUGGAUAGUGGGUUUGGACAGGGAUGGUGAAAGUGAAACUUUGGUCAAUGAAAAGCCUGCUCCAUUGUUUGCUCACUACUGUAGCAUCAUUACUAGCCUGGAAUUCUCUCCUGAUGGGCAGUUCAUAGCUAGUGCUGAUAGGGAUUUCAAAAUUCGUGUUACUGUGUUUCCAAAGACACCUUUAAAUGGAGCGCAUGAGAUACAAAGCUUUUGCCUUGGUCAUACAGAGUUCGUCUCAUGUCUUGCAUUUGUGUGCACUUUGGAAUAUCCCCAGGGGUUUCUUCUAUCUGGGAGUGGUGAUUCAACAGUUCGCUUGUGGGAUUUCAUUUCUGGACGCCUUCUUGAUACUUGUCAAGUUGGAGCGAAGGCAGAGCUUUUAGAGUCUAAUGGAGGAGAAGAGUUCUAUCCUGCAGUUACGGAUUUACAUGCCUCUUCUAAUGGUUCAUUAAUUGCAGUAGCAAUUCAAAGCUUGCAUGGAGUCAUGCUUCUGAGCUGUGAUUUUUCUGCUAGAACUCUUUCUGUUGCCAAGAUUGUUUCUGUGAGGGAGAGAUUUAUCCCUACGAGCUUGGGGAUGAGUGAUUCUGCAGAACGCUUGUGGAUGGUUACAGGUGCAUCCAACCUAUCUGCGGCAGGUUCAGUGCCUUUGGCCUGCGUGAGGGUCAUUUCUGGACUCGAGAAAGGCAGCCUAGAUUCUUCUUCUGGGCGUGAACCAGUUGUGUUGGGAGACGAUGCUGUUCCUGGGGGUGAUAAAUUGCUUGAGAAUUUGCAGGGGAGCAUAACCCUAGUGAAAGAGGAGAAGGCGUUGGCAGCGGCUGCAGAAGCAGUGAAGAUGGCAAUGCGGAACCUGUUGAUCAAAAGGCAAUAUUCAGUAGAUAAACGCGAGCUAAGAAAGAAGGGUAGAAAUGACAAAAAGCUCAAGCAGUAAUUGGUAGGAUGGUUUUGAAGGAGAGCUGCUGGUAUUUGAACCGAAGUUAGUCAAAUCACUAGAUUAAGCUCUCCGAGUUGUAAUUUUUAAUUUACAAAUUUGUUCUAGGGCCUGUUGGGAUGUUC